Molecule: messenger RNA, 3834 nt
Organism: Paramuricea clavata
Lineage: Eukaryota; Metazoa; Cnidaria; Anthozoa; Malacalcyonacea; Plexauridae
Source: the annotation of a GenBank genome assembly
CUUUUGAACUCGGAGACCUCAGACCACCAAAAUCUACUUACGAUGUAUGGUGUUUAAAAAGAAGCCGGUAGAGCCGAGUUCCUUUUUAAUGCCACGUUGCCCUGCAUAUUGUAUUGUAUGAGUUUAUUCUGUUUUUUUUUUGUGCAACAGAAACCGUAUACAACAAAUGCAAAACCAUGGAUAAAAUAUUCUGUAUUUCAACUAUAAUUGUGGCCAUUUUUUAUCAACUUAUUCCUGUAAAUUCGCUGUCUUUUACUCUAUCAUCUGGGGCGACAAAAUGUCUCAAAGAAGAACUGCACAAAGACGUUCUGGUGACAGGGGAAUAUCAACUAUCCGAAGCUAAUCAAAAGACACAUUUAACGGUAUAUAAAUACAAGCUUUGCAUCAAGUGGAUAAAAUCGAUUAUUAAUAUGUUCAAUUUGGGGCUAUUUUCCAUUUGCAGAAAUUUCCAGAAUGUGGUAAAUUUUUGUGAUUGGAAAUUGGGACCCUGCAACCAGAUUUGAAUGACCACACUUAAUUCUGGUUGGUAAUUGUGUUGGUAUGAGUACAGGCUCACCACACGCUCCUAUCUAAUAAACUGUUUAUAAUUGCUGUACAUUCAAGUUAUAUGGCAAUUUUAAACUGUUGAGAGAAUCAACAAAUCAGAUUGCAACCCAUGAUUGUUGAUUUGGGGCCGGUGGUACGAGGGUCGGAUAGCGCUAUCCACCGGAUAGUAAUUUUUUCAAGCUUUGUGAAACUGCGGAUAUAGACGACACAAGAAGUAUAAAAAACAUUUCACUUAUAAAUACUAAACUUUAAUACAAGUUAUACCAAUCAACGACUGAUAACAAAGCUUGAAAAAAUCGCUAUCCGAUGGAUAGUGCUAUUUUGCACAACACAACUUUCAGGAUGAUUUACACAACACAACUUUCACCUAAAACUGCCCUAUGACAAUGUGAGUUGUAUGCUUGAUUUACACAGUACAACUCAAGUUGUAACCAGGUUGCAUGUGAAAGUUUUGGACAAGUUGUGUUGGCAGUCUGCAAGCAGUGUUUCCACAUUUCAAAAUUAGCAUUUCCUUUGAAUUUUCAUAAAAAAUGUAAAGCAUAUUUGCGAACCCACACGAUUCCCGAAAUAUGACUGAAAUCAAAAUUUUUGUCAUCAGGUGACAGAUUCGAAAGGGCAUGUCCUAUUUAAGAAAGAGGAUGCAACUAAAGGAAAGUUUGCUUUCACGACGGAGGAUUACGAGAUGUAUAAAAUAUGUUUCCAGAGUGAAGGUAGGCUAAUAUGUUAUAACCAUCUGAUAGGCUAAUAUGUUAUAAGCUAUAUAUGAUGAUUUUACAUUACAGGGUUAGCAGAUUUUGUUUUUUGCAAGUAAUGUUUCCACUUUUCAAAACUGAAAUUUCCUUCAAAUUUUCAAGAAGGAAAUUUGCAAAUUGAUCCCCCCCCCUAAUUUGAACCCUGUCUUAUUUGAGAUAUUUUUCUUGCAGGCAAAGCAGGAUCUGGAAUGGAUCGUGAAGUAUCGCUAGUAUUAAAACAUGGAGCUGAAGCAAAAGAUUAUGACAAGGUUGAGAAGAAAAAUAAACUAAACCUUUUUAUUUACACUAGAUAACUCUAUCAGUUCAAAACUGUUCUUCCUAGAGGUGCAGCAACAAGGCUGUCUGUAACAUACAAAAUAUUUUUCAUCAUAGAUGGCAGCUGUAGAGAAAAUGAAGCCUCUUGAGAUUGAACUAAAACGUCUGGAAGACUUAGCAGAAGACAUUGUUAACGAUUUUGCAUACAUGCGGCAGCGAGAACAAGAAAUGAGGGACACUAAUGGUUAGUAUGCAUUGUGUUCUAAACUACACCAAACUAACUUUAUUUAUGCUGAAUAACUCUUGUAGUUCUAAACUGUUCUUCCCAGAGGUCCAGUAAGGGUCAUCCUUUAUUUGUGCAAGGUGUUACGACAGGACAACACAACACCUUAACUAAACUAACCUGAACUGGGGCCGGCUGUAUCAAGCCCUUUUAGCUUUAUAAACGGUGGUUAAGCUCAAAAUAGAAAGCAAGUCCAUAGAUUCAUUCAACAACCGAAUUAAAAGUUUUGAACCUUAAUAGAACGAUAUUGUUUACAACUACAUAUUCAGUGCAGAAUAUUUAAGUUAACUGAUUCAUGAGAGAUAUAAGAGUGUUAUUUAAUUUUGACUUAUCCACCGUUUAAGCUAAGCGGGCUUGAUACAACCGGCCCCUAGAUAGAUCUAUCUUGUCUAAACUGUUCUCCUUAUCUGGGGACCAGUGUUAGCAACCUUCACAAACAUAACAUUGAUUGUAUCUUUUAUUUUCUAGAGUCUACCCAUUCAAGAGUUCUCUACUUCAGCGUAUUUUCAAUGCUUUGCCUCCUUGGACUAGCAACAUGGCAAGUUUUCUACUUGCGCCGAUUUUUCAUUGCCAAGAAACUGAUCGAGUAAAAACUUAUGAACUGAAAAUGAACAAUGUAUGUUAUGGUGUGACAAUAUGACAUGGUUUAAAGCGAUAAUCUUGCAUCUAUUUUACAUCAGUUAAGCUAUGAAGCAUGGUUUGGAAAUUUAUAAGCAGGUGUUUCAAAUUAUUAGACAAAUAUUGUACUAUUAAAUUAGUUUAUAAAAUUGAAGUCCAAUGUAAGAAUAUAUGCCAUUCGCUUGAAUAUAUGCCAUUCGCUUUUAAAACUUAUCACAGAAAACUUACAUUCAUCUUUAUGUGCUCCUGAAGCAAACUUGUUUAUAGUAAAUUAAAGAACUGUUAGAAAUGUUUUACCAACAUGAGAAAUUUCAAAAAAGUUUGGCAUUGUACUUCAUUAAAUUACGGUCUUUAAUAGUUUGCCUUCGUUUGUACAUCGUCAAUCGUUUGUACAUCGUCAAUAGACCUUUCCAGUAAUUACGUCAUGACUAACACUGUUUUCAACUUAGGACCACCUUGAAUGGAAUGGAUUUUAAGUUUGUUUUUCACGGGCUUUGGUCAGAGGAGCAGAACAUCCUCCUUCAACACAUGCAUAAAAAAGAAUUUUGGAUUUUGACCAAUAAAUGUGGAAAUAAGCUUUAACACGAAAACGAGGCUGAGGGGCCAUGACCCGGUCCCGUGAGAAACAAACUUAAAAUCUAUUCUAUUUAAGGUGGUUCUAAGUUGAAAACAGUGUAGUUGUGACGUAAUUACCGGAAAGGUCUAUUCUUCAAAUUCGACCCUACAUAUGCACCCUUCCGGAAGUACGUCACUGUGGUUCUAGAAGCUCGCUUUCCUGUGUGUGACAUUAGAGACCUUACGAUUUUAGGACGGCAACGCGACGGCCAAAACAAACUCCUUCAAAUAAAUGGUAGGAAAGAUAGUUCGUCGUAUAUUAUCAAUCGUGUGAAUUUAAUACAGUUUUAGAAGUUGAAGACAUGGGUUUUAUAGUGGAAAGAGUUCUGCUAAACCCUGUUUGAAGUUGCACUUGUUGUAGCUUGGAAUGCAGCCGUUGUAUCAAGACGUGAAAAUCUAUGCUUUGGCGUUGUAAACAGAGCGAGGACAAGUCUAAAUUAUUCAUAUAUUGUAAUUACUCAAUUCUUUUCAAUGAUCUAUUGUAUUGGUAGCCGUUGCCGUCGCGUUGCCGUCCUAAAAUCGUAAGGUCUCUAUCAGUUCAAGUCCAACGUCGCAAUCCCGAAAACGAGGCUCUAUAACCAAGGCACUGUCCGUUGGGGUGUAUUGCUCAAAUGUGACCUAUCUUCAAAGAUUUGAGUUAAUUAGGUAAAGUUAAUAAUAUCAAUGUGGACAAAACUUAGUUCAUUCUACAAAUUACUAUUAAACUCUAUCUAUUUUAGUUAUGUGCAUACGUUGAAAGUAUUAAAUAAAUGUUUUGAAAUGUGA